CGCUGAUUAAUCAGCGAGUGAUAAACGAAAGAGAAAAAGAGAGAGAGAGAGAGAGAGAAAGAGAGCGGCGCCGCAAGUUCCCUUUCGUCGGAGGAAAAGAGAGAAAGGGUCAAAAGGGUAAGGAAGUGGAGGAGAAGGAGAAGCAGGGUAACUAAACAUGUCGCAUCUAAGGAACGCGAUGAUCGCCGGCGGCUGGCCGACGAAGACGAUGUCGGUGACGGCAUCGUCGACGGCGGCGGCGACGUCAGCGGCGAGACAGAGUGCCGGCAGCGGCGGCGGGGCGCUGAUUGGCCGAGGGGUAGGGAUGGUGGACGCGCCGCUGGUGUCCUCCGCACCGAUGCUACUCCAGCCGGUUAUUCCGUGUCGCGGCAUGGCAUCGAGCGCAGCAACGGCGGCAGCGGCGGCGAGCCCGCGCGGCAAGGUCCUCACCGAGGACAACGUCUUCGUGAACCUGCGCAAAAUGGAGUACGCGGUGCGCGGGCCGCUGCUCAUCAGGGCGCUGGAGAUCGAGAAGGAGCUGCAAAAGGGCGUUGAUAAACCCUUCAAGGAAGUAAUCAAAGCGAACGUGGGCGAUGCCCACGCGAUGGGUCAGCAGCCUAUCACGUUCCUGCGGCAAGUACUCACCCUGACGGUCUCGCCGAAUCUGUUGGAUGAUCCGAGCUACCCGGAAGACGCGAAGGAUCGUGCCAGGUUGGUCCUGGGAGGUUGCAAGGGCGGCAGCGUUGGCUCGUAUUCUGAAUCGGCUGGUAUUGAGUGUAUUCGCAAGCAUGUUGCACAGUACAUCCAGGAACGCGAUGGCGGUAUCCCUUGCGAUUACCAUAACGUUAUCCUCUCGAACGGUGCUUCUGAUGGUAUCAAGUCAUUCCUGAAACUAUUCAACGAAAGGAUCAACGAUAAGCCAUCCGGCAUUCUGAUCCCAAUUCCGCAAUAUCCUCUGUAUUCGGCGACCCUGGCGGAGUUUGGACUCGCUCAAAUCGGGUACUAUCUGGAUGAGGAUAACAAGUGGUCGCUAGAAGUCAACGAGCUGGAACGAGCAUUAAGAGAAGUCAAGAAUACAUGUAAUCCUCGCGUGUUGGUGGUUAUCAAUCCUGGUAAUCCAACCGGUCAAGUAUUGACUCGCAAGAACAUUGAAAACGUCAUCCGCUUCGCCCAUAAAUAUCAUCUGUUCUUGCUGGCCGACGAGGUCUACCAGGAUAACAUAUACGAUAAAGACAGUGCAUUCCAUUCUUUCAAGAAAGUCAUGACGGAGAUGGGCGAGCCGUAUUCGAAGAUGGAAUUGGCAUCAUUUAUGUCUAUCUCGAAAGGAUAUAUGGGUGAAUGCGGGAUCCGUGGUGGUUACGCUGAAAUUAUCAACAUGGAUCCGGAAGUGAUGAAGGUGCUAUUGAAGUCGAUCUCUGCGAUGCUAUGUCCUACAGUGCUCGGCCAGGUCGUGAUGGAUGUUGUGGUGAAUCCGCCGCGAUCGAAUGAGCCAUCGUAUGAGCAAUUCCAGAAAGAGAAAAAGGAAACUCUACGGUCUUUAGCAGAGAGAUCGCAGCUCGUCGUCGACACACUCAAUAGUAUUCCAGGAUAUAAGGCGAAUCCGCCGAUGGGCGCGAUGUAUGUGUUCCCGCGUUUCGAGUUGCCGCCAAAAGCGAUUGAGGCGGCGCGAGCGAAAGAUCAAGAACCAGACGUCUUCUACGCGUUUAAACUGCUGGAGAGCACCGGGAUUUGUGUAAUUCCGGGCUCGGGCUUCGGUCAGAUACCCGGUACAUACCAUUUCCGGACCACGAUACUGCCGCAAAAAGAGAAAAUCAAAACAAUGCUCAAAGCACUGAAGCAAUUCCACAUCAAGUUCCUUAAGGAAUACAGUUAAAUAUAAUAUAUUUUUGAUU
Trachymyrmex septentrionalis is the source of this 1871-nucleotide messenger RNA. Its product is annotated as alanine aminotransferase 1. Bases 158 to 1852 code for a protein of 564 amino acids. The record is from RefSeq and is a predicted model, not a curated record. The transcript has 5 exons. Gene Ontology annotation, molecular function: L-alanine:2-oxoglutarate transaminase activity; pyridoxal phosphate binding. NCBI's taxonomy places the organism in Eukaryota, Metazoa, Arthropoda, Insecta, Hymenoptera, Formicidae. Gene Ontology annotation, biological process: biosynthetic process.